UGUCUGCUUCAGGCCUCCAUGAGGAGCCCAAACAUGGAGACGUUCAAACAGCAGAAGGUGGAGGACUUUUACGACAUUGGGGAGGAGCUGGGGAGCGGCCAGUUUGCCAUCGUGAAGAAGUGCCGGGAGAAGAGCACAGGGCUGGAGUACGCCGCCAAGUUCAUCAAGAAGCGGCAGAGCCCGGCCAGCCGGCGGGGCGUGUGCCGGGAGGAGAUUGAGCGGGAGGUGGGCAUCCUGCGGCAGGUGCUGCACCCCAACGUCAUCACGCUGCACGACGUCUUUGAGAACCGCACCGACGUGGUGCUCAUCCUCGAGCUAGUGUCCGGAGGAGAGCUCUUCGACUUUCUGGCCCAGAAGGAGUCCCUGAGUGAGGAGGAGGCGACCAGCUUCAUUAAGCAGAUCCUGGAUGGGGUGAACUACCUUCAUGCCAAGAAAAUUGCUCACUUUGAUCUCAAGCCAGAAAACAUUAUGUUGUUGGACAAGAAUAUUCCCAUUCCACACAUCAAGCUGAUUGACUUUGGCCUGGCUCAUGAAAUAGAAGAUGGAGUUGAAUUUAAGAACAUUUUUGGAACUCCAGAAUUUGUUGCUCCAGAAAUUGUAAACUAUGAGCCCCUGGGACUGGAGGCUGACAUGUGGAGCAUAGGCGUCAUCACCUACAUCCUCCUCAGCGGAGCAUCCCCUUUCCUGGGAGACACAAAGCAGGAAACACUGGCAAAUAUCACAGCAGUGAGUUACAACUUUGACGAGGAAUUCUUCAGCCAGACGAGCGAGCUGGCCAAGGACUUCAUCCGGAAACUUCUGGUUAAAGAGACCCGGAAACGGCUCACCAUCCAAGAGGCUCUCAGACACCCCUGGAUCACGUCCAAGGGAGAGAGCAGAGCCGCAGAACAGAGGAAGGCAGAGCCAGCCCAGCUAAAGACCAAGCGCCUGAGAGAGUACACCCUCAAAUGCCACUCAAGCAUGCCCCCCAACAACACCUAUGUCAACUUCGAGCGUUUUGCCCGUGUGGUCGAGGACGUGGCUCAGGUGGACCAGGGAUGCCGUGCCCUGGCAGGGGCCCAUGACACCAUUCAGGAUGAUGUGGAGACCCUGAUCUCCAUCUACAAUGAGAAGGAGGCUUGGUACCGAGAGGAGAGUGAGAGGGCCCGGCACGACCUGUCCCAGCUCAAGUACGAGUUCCGCAAAGUGGAAUCCUUGAAGAAGCUCCUGCGAGAGGACAUCCGUGCCACAGGAUCCAGUCUUGGAAACACGGCCAGGAAAUUGGACCAUCUGCAGGCACAGUUUGAAGCUCUGAGGCAGGAGCUCUCGGCAGACCUACAGUGGCUCCAGGAACUAGUGGGUGGCUUCCAGCUGGAGAGUGGAAGCAUGGACAGACUGGGCUCCGUGUUCCACCCAGACACCAAUGAGUCCCUGGUGGAGCUGUUCAGCAGAUCCUGCAGCAAGGAAGUCUUGGCCGGCUUACAGCUCUGAGCUCCAGAAUCAAGUCUGUAAUGCCUCCUGGAUGGUUUGCUGAAGCCUGUUCCCAACUGCCCUGCCAGGCAGGGCAUCCACUAGAAUUAUCCCGCAGGGGUGUGUGUCUGUAGCAUAGCCUUCCACCUCCUCUGCAGAAUCCAGAAUCAUGGCACAGCUAGCUAAUUAUUCAUUUUGCACUUCCUCUCACCAGCCUGGUUUUCUGAGCGGGUGGCUGGUAGAGCAGCCAAGCUGUUCAAAUGAUCAGCAGUGAAUACCCCUCAGCGUCUGCUCCUUCAGAGGGAGGACAGCGGUCCCUGGGGAGAGGCUUGAUAACUGACUUGUGAUAAUGGGUGUGUUCACAUCUCACUUCCCACCCAACAUAUUGCUGGUCCUGGGUCAUAUUUGAGCUAAUGAGGGAUAACAGUAAGUCAGCUUGGUGCUUUCCUGCUGCUGAAGGAGGGAUUUUAAAUGUGUGGAGAAAAUCUUACUUUUCAUUUACACUGACUUUUCACUUACCAACCUUUGCGUCUUUGAUCUUUACAAGCUCUCUGGGAGACAGGAAGGUAGGCAGUAUUAUUAUCAUUGUUAUUAUUUCCAUGUAACCCAUGAGGAAAUUGACUCCGAGAGGGAAAAUGACUUCCUCAGGAUCAUUCAUCCCUAGUUGAUACAGAUGAAACAGAAAGAUGAGAUAUAUGGGAGGAGAUAGUGAGGCUUUCGAUAAAGAUCCGCCUUAACAUUAGCAUUUAGAUCCCUGCGGUAACAUAGGCAACCUUAUGUAUUUUGCCAGGUAAGGUGGAAGCCUCACACCUUCAAGCACUUAACUCCAAGAAGUGUGUCCUAGAAGUUUACUGUUUACUGUUCCCGUCCAGCCCUGUCCCUGUCUGAAGACCAGCCUGUCUUUUCUCCACCCUUGCGUUGGGAACGAAGACCAAAAAGGGCUCAGCGAGCAGCUUCCUCUUCUUAUGUACUUAAGGGCUAAAGAGUGUGGACAUUCAGCUUGGGAAGCAUAAAGCUGAGUGGUCCCCUCCCUGAGGACAGAAUCAUUUCCUCUCCCUUUGCCUGGAGGAGGGGCCCGUCCACCAGCUCACAGAGACCAAGCAUGGCUUGUGGGCCUAGCGUUGUGCUGAAGGCCUAGGGGUGGGGGAACAGAUUGUAUGGUUUCUUGGGGCCUUCACAGACUCUCAACCCCCCUUGUCAGGCGGGGUAAAUGCCAGUCCCAGUUUGGAGAUGAGGAAAUGGAGAGGAUGUGAUUUGCCCAGUGUGGCAAUAGCACCACAAGUGGAGGCCUUUCGAUGCUGUCUGUUGCUCCUUCUGCCCUAACUGCCCCAGGUUCCAGGAGUUCACUUUCUGCUGUGGGGCAGGUUAUACCAAGAUGCAUCCGUCUGUCCACUCACAGAGUUUGUAAGCACCUAUCAAUUGCCAGGCACUCAGCCUGCCCCCAGAGAUACAAUGCUGAGUAAAAACAGGCAUAUUUCACAGACAUUUUCAGUACAGUGAAGGAUUCCAACAUUAAUCAAGAACAUUCUGGAAUUUCCUGUUGUGGCACAGUGGAAAUGAAUCUGACUAGUGACCAUGAGGUUGCAGGUUUGAUCCCUGGCCU
This is a messenger RNA of Phacochoerus africanus (Common warthog), 3052 nucleotides long. It is a transcript of the gene DAPK2, whose product is annotated as death associated protein kinase 2. Gene Ontology annotation, cellular component: nucleus; cytoplasm. The record is from RefSeq and is a predicted model, not a curated record. The coding region runs from base 19 to 1470 and encodes 483 amino acids. Gene Ontology annotation, molecular function: ATP binding; protein serine/threonine kinase activity. The transcript has 9 exons. NCBI's taxonomy places the organism in Eukaryota, Metazoa, Chordata, Mammalia, Artiodactyla, Suidae. Gene Ontology annotation, biological process: positive regulation of apoptotic process; intracellular signal transduction; protein phosphorylation.